Mus caroli (Ryukyu mouse) is the source of this 4659-nucleotide messenger RNA. The record is from RefSeq and is a predicted model, not a curated record. NCBI's taxonomy places the organism in Eukaryota, Metazoa, Chordata, Mammalia, Rodentia, Muridae.
AUGCUGCUCGGCCUGAAAAGGCGAGGGGGGAGCCUGAGGGGAGGCAGAGGAGGCGAGCAAGGCACCAGCCUGCAGCCCGCCCCCGGCACAUCCUCUGAAGCACAGACACUCGGCCGGGCGCUGGGCGAGGUGGAGGUGAGGGCGGGCGCCAGCGAACUCGGAGAGCCGCUCACACACUCGCGGGCGAUCCCAGCCGCCGCACCCGCAGCAACACCAGCAGCACUGGCCGCAGCAGCUUCCUGCCUCGCACUCCCCUCCAGAGACUGGCCGAGCGGGUGUAACCGCCGGGGGAGGCUCCAGCUUAGGGGAACCCAGAAAGGACAAGAGCCGGACGCCUGACUGCUUACCACUCCGCUUGUCCAGCGGUCGGUGCCUCUGCCCGCGUGUGUGUCCCGGGUGCCGGGGGACCUGUGUCAGUUUGCGCUUCUGAGAUCACACAGCUGCCUAGGGGCCGUGUGAUGCCCAGGGCAAUUCUUGGCUUUGAUUUUUAUUAUUAUUACUAUUAUUUUGCGCUUAGCUUUCGGGAAACCCUCGUGAUGUUGUAGGAUAAAGGAAAUGACACUUUGAGGAACUGGAGAGAACGUACACGCGUUUGGGUUUGAAGAGGAAACCGGUCUCCACUUCCCUAGCUUGCUCCCUCUUUGCUGAUUUCAAGAGCUAUCUCCUAGUGAGGUGGAGAUAUUCCAGCAAGAAUAAAGGUGAAGACAGACUGCCAGGACCCAGGAGGAAAACGUUGAUCGUUAGAGACCUUUGCAGAAGACACCACCAGGAAGAAAAUUAGAGAGGAAAAACACAAAGACAUAAUUAUAGGAGAGCCCACAAACCUAGCCCCGGAGAGAGCCUCUCUGUCAAAAAUGGAUAUGUUUCCUCUUACCUGGGUUUUCUUAGCUCUGUACUUUUCAGGACACGAAGUGAGAAGCCAGCAAGAUCCACCCUGCGGAGGUCGGCUGAAUUCCAAAGAUGCUGGCUACAUCACUUCCCCAGGCUACCCCCAGGACUAUCCCUCCCAUCAGAACUGUGAGUGGAUUGUCUACGCCCCCGAACCCAACCAGAAGAUUGUUCUCAACUUCAACCCUCACUUUGAAAUCGAGAAACACGACUGCAAGUAUGACUUCAUUGAGAUUCGGGAUGGGGACAGUGAGUCAGCUGACCUCCUGGGCAAGCACUGUGGGAACAUCGCCCCGCCCACCAUCAUCUCCUCAGGCUCUGUGUUAUACAUCAAGUUCACCUCAGACUACGCCCGGCAGGGGGCAGGUUUCUCUCUACGCUAUGAGAUCUUCAAAACAGGCUCUGAAGAUUGUUCCAAGAACUUUACAAGCCCCAAUGGGACCAUUGAAUCUCCAGGGUUUCCAGAGAAGUAUCCACACAAUCUGGACUGUACCUUCACCAUCCUGGCCAAACCCAGGAUGGAGAUCAUCCUACAGUUCCUGACCUUUGACCUGGAGCAUGACCCUCUACAAGUGGGGGAAGGAGACUGUAAAUAUGACUGGCUGGACAUCUGGGAUGGCAUUCCACAUGUUGGGCCUCUGAUUGGCAAGUACUGUGGAACAAAAACACCCUCCAAACUCCGCUCGUCCACGGGGAUCCUCUCCUUGACCUUUCACACAGACAUGGCAGUGGCCAAGGAUGGCUUCUCCGCGCGUUACUAUUUGGUCCACCAGGAGCCACCUGAGAACUUUCAGUGCAAUGUCCCUCUGGGAAUGGAGUCUGGCCGGAUUGCUAAUGAACAGAUCAGUGCCUCUUCCACCUUCUCUGAUGGGAGGUGGACUCCUCAACAGAGCCGGCUCCAUGGUGAUGACAAUGGCUGGACACCCAAUUUGGAUUCCAACAAGGAGUAUCUCCAGGUGGACCUGCGCUUCCUAACCAUGCUCACAGCCAUUGCAACACAGGGAGCCAUUUCCAGGGAAACCCAGAAAGGCUACUACGUCAAAUCGUACAAGCUGGAAGUCAGCACAAAUGGUGAAGAUUGGAUGGUCUACCGGCAUGGCAAAAACCACAAGAUAUUCCAAGCGAACAAUGAUGCGACCGAGGUGGUGCUAAACAAGCUCCACAUGCCACUGCUGACUCGGUUCAUCAGGAUCCGCCCGCAGACGUGGCAUUUGGGCAUUGCGCUUCGCCUGGAGCUCUUUGGCUGCCGGGUCACAGAUGCACCCUGCUCCAACAUGCUGGGGAUGCUCUCGGGCCUCAUUGCUGAUACCCAGAUCUCUGCCUCCUCUACCCGAGAGUACCUCUGGAGCCCCAGUGCUGCCCGCCUGGUUAGUAGCCGCUCUGGCUGGUUUCCUCGGAACCCUCAAGCCCAGCCAGGUGAAGAAUGGCUUCAGGUAGACCUGGGGACACCCAAGACAGUGAAAGGGGUCAUCAUCCAGGGAGCCCGAGGAGGAGACAGCAUCACUGCUGUGGAAGCCAGGGCGUUUGUACGCAAGUUCAAAGUCUCCUACAGCCUAAAUGGCAAGGACUGGGAAUAUAUCCAGGACCCCAGGACUCAGCAGACAAAGCUGUUUGAAGGGAACAUGCACUAUGACACCCCUGACAUCCGAAGGUUCGAUCCGGUUCCAGCGCAGUAUGUGCGGGUGUACCCAGAGAGGUGGUCGCCAGCAGGCAUCGGGAUGAGGCUGGAGGUGCUGGGCUGUGACUGGACAGACUCAAAGCCCACAGUGGAGACGCUGGGACCCACCUUGAAGACUGAAGAGACUACCACGCCAUAUCCCAUGGAUGAUGAUGCCACCGAGUGUGGGGAAAACUGCAGCUUUGAGGAUGACAAAGAUUUGCAACUUCCUUCAGGAUUCAACUGCAACUUUGAUUUUCCGGAAGAGACCUGUGGUUGGGUGUACGACCAUGCCAAGUGGCUCCGGAGCACGUGGAUCAGCAGCGCUAACCCCAAUGACAGAACAUUUCCAGAUGACAAGAACUUCUUGAAACUGCAGAGUGAUGGCCGACGAGAGGGCCAGUACGGGCGGCUCAUCAGCCCACCAGUGCACCUGCCCCGAAGCCCUGUGUGCAUGGAGUUCCAGUACCAAGCCAUGGGCGGCCACGGGGUGGCACUGCAGGUGGUUCGGGAAGCCAGCCAGGAAAGCAAACUCCUUUGGGUCAUCCGUGAGGACCAGGGCAGCGAGUGGAAGCACGGGCGCAUUAUCCUGCCCAGCUAUGACAUGGAGUAUCAGAUCGUGUUCGAGGGAGUGAUAGGGAAGGGACGAUCGGGAGAGAUUUCCAUCGAUGACAUUCGGAUAAGCACUGAUGUCCCACUGGAGAACUGCAUGGAACCCAUAUCAGCUUUUGCAGGUGAGGAUUUUAAAGUGGACAUCCCAGAAACCCAUGGGGGAGAGGGCUAUGAAGAUGAGAUUGAUGAUGAAUAUGAAGGAGAUUGGAGCAACUCUUCUUCCUCUACCUCAGGGGCUGGCGACCCCGCAUCUGGCAAAGAAAAGAACUGGCUGUACACCCUAGAUCCCAUUCUGAUCACCAUCAUCGCCAUGAGCUCGCUGGGGGUCCUGCUGGGGGCCACCUGUGCGGGCCUCCUCCUCUACUGCACCUGCUCCUAUUCUGGCCUGAGUUCGAGGAGCUGUACCACACUGGAGAACUACAACUUUGAGCUCUACGAUGGCCUCAAGCACAAGGCCAAGAUCCAUCAUCAGAAGUGCUGCUCGGAGGCAUGACCAAUCGAUUGUGUCUGGAUCGCUUCUGGCGCUUCAUUCCAGUGAGAGGGGCUAGCGAAGAUUACAGUUUUGUUUUUUGUUUUGUUUUUUUUCCCUUUGGAAACUGAAUGCCAUAAUCUGGAUCAAACUUUUCCAGAAUACUGAAGGUAUGGACAGGACAGACAGGCCAGUCUAGGGAGAAAGGGAGAUGCAGCCGUGAAGGGGAUCGUUGCCCACCAGGACUGUGGUGGUCAAGUUAAUGCAGGAACCGGGCCCGUGUUCUCUGCCGGGACGCAGACAGGAGCGCAUCUCUUCGGAGUCACAGUUCUGUUUCCUUUGUGGGUUUGUUAUGAUUAUGAUUGCUAUUGUUUUAUUUUAUUUUAUUUUAUUUUAUUUUAUUUUAUUUUAUUUUAUUUUAUUUUAUUUUUGGUCUGUGAGCAACUCAAAGAGGCAGAAGAGGAUGGCUUAUCCGGUGCAGAAAGUGGAGAGAUCAGCCCUGUUCUCCACAUCUCUUUCUAGUCAACACUUGAAAAGCAAAGGGGCUUUUCAGCCCUUCCAUCCUGAGAAAUGGAACUUAAGAAACAAAAGCCACCCAGCUUAGCUCACCCUCAGAUGGUCUCCCAACUCAAGAGACUUGCUGGGGUGUGUUCGGGUUCCGCCAGCCAACCCUAGGAGCUGCCAUUUCCGGCCCUAGCAUAUUGAAGUAGGAUGUUAUUGCCUUUAGCUUUUUUUAAUCCAGGGGAAGAUUGCCAUUUUAGGGUCAGCUUGAACAAUUCUUUCUUAUUAAGAUUUAAAGUAAAACAUAACAGAAACUUCAUACACAAGAAUCCAUAGACACACCUCUAUGGUUAGACACAGACAAGCCUUAAAAUGCUUUGAUGACUGGGUGCCAUUCCUUAAUCUAGACCCAGAGUUUGUGGCUGUGGGGUGUCCCUUGUAGGGCCUCAGCUGGUGGCUUUGCCUUUUCUUUUCCCUCCUAUUUGUUCUUCUACAACGUAUACAUAUAUUCACAUGCACACAGCAUGCUCAU